AUGGAACACUACAAUAAUCUUGGUGAAGUUGUCUAUAGUGAGAAGGUCAAGCAUUGGCGUUUCAGAGUGAAAAUCAUAAGGAUCUAUCCUUUCUAUUCCUAUGUUACAUGCAAAGGACCACACCAUGUUUAUGUCCUAGAAGAUGAACAUGCAAAUGUUGGCCGUGCCCAUUCAGGUUUCAAGGUAACAAAAUCAAAAUUUACACUAACUGCUACUGGCGAUACCCAAAUCCACAUCAUCGAUCCUCUGAACAAUCAGCUUUACUUUGAGUUCAAAGGCAUUCAUGAAAUCCCUCACAUGAGCUACAAGGAGAUAAAUUUUCCCAUAGUGGUCUUUAAGACGAAAGCCCAUUUUGAUGAUCCUGAAGGACCAAAGAUGGUGUUUUACAUAAGGGACAACAUUGAGAGUCAGAUAAAAUGUGUAGCAACUAGGAAACAUGCUUAUGCCUUCCGGGAAGGGUUUGAAAACAUGGGAGGUUCUCGACAUGUGAUUGUGGUCCUUAAGAUGUGGAGGAAGAAUGGCUUCAGACCGAGAGGAACUUAUCUGACUUCAGGUUCACUCCGCGCUUACCAGAGGUAG
Molecule: messenger RNA, 579 nt
Organism: Eruca vesicaria subsp. sativa (arugula)
Lineage: Eukaryota; Viridiplantae; Streptophyta; Magnoliopsida; Brassicales; Brassicaceae
Source: the annotation of a GenBank genome assembly